UCCGGGUAGCGCAGGUUUAUAACAUUCGUUCCUUAACAAAUUGUUGGUACGGAGUUCACGUAUUGACACCUGUUACAGAAGCAGGGAGUGAACCCAGAACAAGUUAGUAACAAAACAAAAUGGGGAGUUUUACAAAAGCCCUAGUGGUGAGUUUAUUUGUUGGUUUCCUUGCUGUCAAGUGGACUUCACCCUCUUUUAACGCAGAGUCUCUCAGAGGAGCCAGGGUGUUAGUGACUGGAGCCAGCACAGGGAUUGGUGAACAGCUGGCUUAUCAUUAUGCUAAAUCCGGAGCACAGAUAGUUAUAACAGCCAGAAGAGAAGCGAUGUUACAGCAGGUUGUAGAGAAAUGCAUGGAUUUGGGGGCCCAGAAAGCACUGUACAUAACAGCAGACAUGGGGAAUGUCUUAGACCCAGAGAGAGUGGUAGAUUUUGCUCUGGAAAAGCUGGGAGGAUUGGAUUACCUGGUUGUCAAUCACAUCGGUCCGAGCCCCUUUACCAUGUGGGAGGGGGAUGUAGAGCAUAUCAGGUGGCUGAUGCAGGUCAAUUUCUAUAGCCACGUACAGAUGGCAUGGAGAGCAUUUGAUUCCUUGGAGCAAAGUAAAGGAUCUCUGAUCGUUGUUUCGUCGCUUUUAGGUAAACAGUCCAGUCCCUUUGUUGCACCAUACAGCUCGACCAAACACACCUUGAACGGUUUCUUUGGAUCCUUGUAUCACGAGUUAUCCAUUAAGAAAAGUAACAUUUCCAUCACCAUAUGCACACUUGGACUCAUUGAUACAGAGGCAGCUAUGGAAAAAGUUCGGAACAUCGCUAUGCUACCAGCAUACCCAGCCACAGACGCAGCCUUGAACAUCAUCACUGCAGGAGCCACCAGACAGCCAGAGCUUUACUACCCAUGGUUCACCUACAUUGUGACUGUAACCAAAGACUGGACCCCUUCUAUAACAAACUUUAUCCUUCAAUAUGUCUUCACGCAGCGCUCGUGAAAUGCCUACAAAGGAGCUAAAUGCAAAACCUUUUGCGCCUGUUCUGUUUCUAGGUGAAAAGUAAUUUUAUUUUUUGAUAUUGACUCCCCUGUUGAGCUUAAUCAACAAGUUGAUAGAUGAUCAUCAAUGACAGUCAACUGCAAAAGAUGUUUAAGACAUUACAACAGAUUUCCGUGUGUUAGAAAAUCAAAAACAGGAGUUAAAAUCAUUGUUUCUCCUCAUGUAUCAUGUAUAAUUUAGGUUUGUUUUGUACAUAACAUUUUUCAAAGUUUAUAGGAAGCAUCUAGAACCUAAAAUAUUAUCUCAACAUUUAGAAUGUUCACCACGCCCCCCCAGGUGGGCCCGCCCCACUAUUUGAGAAGUACUGCCUUACAGAUUGAAACAGAGUCGCCCAGUCGAGUCCCAUCCAAGGCAGAUUUCCUCUGGAAAGACUCUGUAAAGACGACUGUAUAGUACUCUGAUGGUAGGCCAUAAAAAUAAACACAGGGAAGAGAGGUCA
Messenger RNA from Cynoglossus semilaevis (tongue sole), 1482 nucleotides. RefSeq names its product hydroxysteroid (11-beta) dehydrogenase 1-like a (gene hsd11b1la). Gene Ontology annotation, cellular component: intracellular membrane-bounded organelle. The record is from RefSeq and is a predicted model, not a curated record. The transcript is spliced from 6 exons. The coding region runs from base 120 to 983 and encodes 287 amino acids. Lineage: Eukaryota; Metazoa; Chordata; Actinopteri; Pleuronectiformes; Cynoglossidae. Gene Ontology annotation, molecular function: oxidoreductase activity.